Messenger RNA from Balaenoptera ricei (Rice's whale), 1495 nucleotides. RefSeq names its product hippocalcin like 4 (gene HPCAL4). The record is from RefSeq and is a predicted model, not a curated record. Bases 90 to 665 code for a protein of 191 amino acids. Lineage: Eukaryota; Metazoa; Chordata; Mammalia; Artiodactyla; Balaenopteridae. Gene Ontology annotation, molecular function: calcium ion binding. The transcript has 4 exons.
GCCGCCGGCCCGCGAGCCAGUCUCGGUCUCCGCGGCCCGCCGAGGCUCAGAGUCAUCCAGCGACCCGGCGAACGGCCUCAGGCCCUGCCAUGGGGAAGACCAACAGCAAGCUGGCCCCAGAGGUGCUGGAAGACCUGGUUCAAAACACCGAGUUCAGUGAGCAGGAGCUGAAGCAGUGGUACAAGGGCUUCCUGAAGGACUGCCCCAGCGGCAUCCUCAACCUGGAGGAGUUCCAGCAGCUCUACAUCAAGUUCUUCCCCUACGGCGACGCCUCCAAGUUUGCGCAGCACGCUUUCCGCACCUUCGACAAGAACGGCGACGGCACCAUCGACUUCCGGGAGUUCAUCUGCGCCCUUUCGGUCACCUCCCGCGGCAGCUUCGAGCAGAAACUCAACUGGGCCUUUGAGAUGUACGACCUGGACGGCGACGGGCGCAUCACGCGCCUCGAGAUGCUGGAGAUCAUCGAGGCUAUCUACAAGAUGGUGGGCACCGUGAUCAUGAUGCGCAUGAACCAGGACGGGCUCACGCCCCAGCAGCGUGUGGACAAGAUCUUCAAGAAGAUGGACCAGGAUAAGGACGACCAGAUUACACUGGAGGAGUUCAAGGAGGCGGCCAAGAGUGACCCGUCCAUUGUGCUGCUGCUGCAGUGUGACAUGCAGAAGUAGAGGCUGGUGAGGGGCAGGGCCCCUGGCCAGGAGGGGCGUGGCCACCUCCCAACCCAGUGACCUCUGGCUGGCCCUUCCCCAAGGGGAGGGGGACUCCAGCCUCACUCUCUGGCCCACCCACCCCUCUGCCCAAGUCCUUGCUCCCCUCAGUCAAGAUUCUUGAGGGACCACCUGACUCUGGAAUAGAGACAGAUCCUCAGGUACCCUAUGGUCUAGCCCCAGCCCCAGUCUUGGCCCAGAAUCAACAUCCACUGGGCAUAGGGGAGUUGGUUUUUGCCCCAGGGUUCAGGGUGAAGGAGGGGGGCUGGGUUCUGCUUUGAAAUUCUGUUCUUCCUGGGAUUGUGCUGUAUAGGAUGUGGUCCCACAGACUCCAGUUAAAGGGCCAAAUUGGGUCUGUCCUUUGCUGAGGACCCAGAUCCCUUAAAGGUGGUCUGUGUCCUGCCCCCACAUGUCUACCUGGCCCUUCUGGCCCCAGCCUUUGGAGUGUUCAUUCAGUCCUUUCUUCAGCUAACAUUUAUUGAGCACCUGUUCAGUGCCAGGCACCUCUAGGUGCUAAGGCUAUGGUAGUUUACAAGACUCAUUCUGUGCCCUCUGGCAGUUCGUAGGGUAGUUAGUGGUCAGGGUCUCAGACAGGGAUGUUGAGCACAGGUGAGCCGAGGGUGCGGUGAGGCUGGUUAGUUUGAGAGGAACUAUUAAAUCUUUCUGCUCAGCGCCACACAGAGCUGCAGAAGGGUGAAAUGAAAAGUGUUUGGAAGUCUAGGAACCGUGUCAGGGGAAAUUUUAAGAAAAAUUGAAAUUUAUGUAAUACUUAUAUUUUUAGUACCCUUUAA